AUGAAGUUUCUCUGCCUCCCCGGUGCCUACGGCAGUGCCAAGAACUUUCAAGUUCAACUUGGUCCCCUCGCCGAGGAGCUGGAGAGACGCGGUCUCUGCACAUUUACCUACUCUCAAGGCACUCACGAGGUCGACCCUCCUCAAGGAUGGGAGGACUACUUCGGCGCCCGCCCCCUGUACCGUUUCCUCGACACCCGCCAGGGAGAUACCUUCGAGACCCUUCGUAGGCUCAGGCAUGUGCCCCACUCCAUGCCUGCCGAAGACACCAUGAGAAUGUUUCAGAAAGCCGGCGAGGGUGAAGACUGGCAUCAAAGGGUCUGGAGAGAAGCGCUGGACGCUGUCUUCAAGACGCUGGACGAGGACCCCGAGAUUGAUGGCAUCAUCGGCUAUAGUGAGGGGGCCAUGGUUGGUGCAAGCUUGAUUGUAGAGGAGGCGGAACGGGCCAAGAAGAGCGGGUGCCAGCGAAGGAUCAAGUUCGCCAUGUUCAUCUCAGGUGCCCCUCCCCUCAAGUUCGAGGGCAAGGACCGCAUCGUUGCGCAGCUGUUUGACGAGGCCGGCAUCGUCAUCGACAUCCCCACGUUCCACAUCUUUGGAUGUGACGAUGCCUUCUUGAGCUCGGCGGUCGCACUGUUCAAUGUGUGCGAGCCCAGUAAGGCAACCAUGUACGAUCAUGGUCUUGGUCACAUCGUGCCUCGCGAUGCCGAGAAUGUGGGUGUCUUGGGAGAGAUUCUGCAGGAAAUCAUGCCCAAGGUAGAGGAGGGCAACAGACGGGCUGCCAGCGAGCAGCAGCAGAGGAAGGAAAGCGGUCUCAGCGGGAUGGACAAAAGCGAGUUUGCUACCCCGGCCUUGUUGCGGACAACUAGCUGA
This is a messenger RNA of Podospora anserina S mat+, 867 nucleotides long. RefSeq lists its product as uncharacterized. The coding region runs from base 1 to 867 and encodes 288 amino acids. Gene Ontology annotation, cellular component: cytoplasm; nucleus. The record is from RefSeq and is a predicted model, not a curated record. The transcript has 4 exons. Lineage: Eukaryota; Fungi; Ascomycota; Sordariomycetes; Sordariales; Podosporaceae.